AUGAGAGAGAAAAUAAAAAUAAUAUCCUCAAUACUACUUUUACUACCGCAUUCGAUAAAGUGCAAUGAAAAUUUUUGUAAAUUGCAAGCAGCUGCUACUUUUGAUAGUGCGCUUACCUACUGUACUGACACUCUAGGGGGAGUACUUUGGACUCCAGCGCAAGAGACCGAUUUCGAUUGGGUAGAAGUUUCGGGGCAAGAGAUCCAUACGGAUGUAUAUUUGAAAGGAUCAGAUUUGCAAGUUAAAUCAACAGCCUCCCUGAAUACUUUUGGCGCGACUCAUCCCCUUGUCACGUCUACUUGGGCUCUUGAUACUAAAUUUGCACAAUGCCAAAGCCUAGGAACUGGCGCAUCUGAAAAAUCUAUUGUUGUAUCGAAAACAACAUGCGCUCUCUCGUCAAGUAGCAGUUAUGGCUAUGUCUGUCAAAGUGCAACAUGCUACACGGACGGAUCGGGUUGCUGUGACACUUCAGUGACGACUACACCAACAGACGAGCCAGCUUUUCACUGUGAGCUCUCUUUGCAAGCAGACUCUAUUAAUUGUACCGACGAGGUAAUUGGAGAGGAAACUUUCACUGUCUGUCCAAUCAAGAAAAAUUACGCAGAUGCUCAAUCCCAUUGCAAUCAAUUUGGUCUCCGACUCUUCAUGCCUAGAACAGCCGAUGAUAUCGCCUUUAUGGGGUCAAUUUCGAGCGAAUAUUACCUCGGAGUCAGAGCGAACGGCGACGGUAGCGGGUACGUUUAUGACUCCGCCGUUGAUCCAAAUGGAGCGGUAACAGCUGAUUUCGAAAGUGGAGCCAAGUGUUCUACGACGGCCAUUGAUGAUUGGUUCACAAUGACUCCAAAUUCUUGCAUCGUCAUCCGAGAAGACGGUGGUUGUAGCGAAAACGUCGAUUGCUCCGAAGAACACCACUUCAUCUGCGCAGACGAUGAUAACACCCGAACAACCUGCGCUGUUAACAAUCUCGGCACUGUGUCAACCGAUGGGCCGAUAAAUGAUGUAAUUGCUUCGAAACCUGCUCCUGAUUUCAGUGCAGUAACGCAGUAUAAAGUCGCUGGAACUAAUACGACCUUUGCCCGGAAUAUUUUCGCACGGUACACCGCUCCGCAAAGAAUGGAAAAACGAGAAUGCAAUGGGGACCUCAAACCUACCCCAGGCUCGAAUAUGAAGUUUUUUAGAAGUGUGAGUCUUCAAUUUAAAAAGAAACCUGGAAUCGCUGAUUUCGCUGCUGCACCGGAAUUUCUUCUAACAAGAAGUCUCUGCGUUAACAAACUAUCAAAAGCAUUUAAUCCAAAAGAAAAAGGCGAUACAUGCGUCAUAGGCGGCGAAACCGUUUGGUUAAAAGAAAACUCAGCUCAGAGACUGCUACCAACAUUUGCUACUGGGGAACUUGUUUGGCCACAAGGCGCUGGAGAGUAUUUUAUGCCGCUUUGGGGGUUCAAUACGAUGGACGCUUACAAAAACGAACAAAAAAGGGGAUACAGACCAUCAGAUUGUGACGCCGGUAGUACUACUCAAGAGCUCAAAAAUCCACCGGGACAUGUUGAGCCACUGCUUUUUAGGGCCAUGGAAAUGAGCCUUGGUAAACAUCCAGUACAUAGAGAUUUCGGAGCAGGAAGUUAUGAGUUCCCAAUGGAUCGAAAUAUCUUCACGGACGUUUGGGAUCUACCUGCUGCUGGUGUUGACAGAACAACGGCAACUGCUGGAUGUGAGCACGGUGACAUUUUCGAACCACUGACAGAAUCGGAUUUCAAUUAUCUCGAGCAAUUUGAAGAGCCAAUUUGGAUUCGACAAAGUACGGGAGCUACUUACGACUCAUCUAAUGCUGUCUUCAUCAGCAGAUGCAUGGACAGUCAUCCGCCCAUUUCCACUGAUUUCUACUUUUACGUUGAUGGAUCUCAAAAUCCAAGCUGUCAAUAUUCGACGACCGGUUCAGAAUCGUACAAAUAUCUUUGUUCACCGAAUCUCGGCUGGGGCAAGAACUCAAAAAGUUUCACCUACACCACCGGUCAUUGUACACAUGGUCAUACAAGCGUCAAAAUGGAUCAAAUUGGCAACCAAGGUGCUUGGGACAAUCUUGCCUGGCAAUACUCAGCGCACAUCAUCGAGAUCGACAACAACCCGCCAACUUUCAACGCUCCCUGCAACUGGAACAUAAAAGGUGGUUGUGGGCCAAGCUACUUCGAUCUACAACCAACCGAUGGUGACGGUGAUGGAAUUGGUUGCCGGUUUUCAACACUUGAAGAAGCCGGUGGCUAUGCUCGUGAAGCGUUUGUUUUCGAAGCAGAUGACAACAGAGUCAACAGGUUUACCUUUGAUUAUACAAAAGGGCCGUGUGUUUUGAAAUACGAUCCGGAUCUUGAUGUCGAGGAUGAUAUGACUAAACCAAGAGGCAAAAAGCAAAAACCAAUUGCUAUUCAAGUUGAAGAUUUCCCCGCAGGCCUUGAUUAUACUCAACUCAUGAACUGGUGGCAGACUCCAGGCGUGCCGACACAAAUCAAAUCUUCAAUGCCGGUCCUGCUUGUUGCGGAAAUCGGAGAAGGCGCACCAGACGAUUCACUCCUCGCUGAGCCGAAUUUUGACGGGCUUUGUGCUCCAUCGACAGCAUCGAUGGGUCUUAAUGAAGCCUAUCUACAUUGUAAAAACAACGGCGGUUCACUUUUCCUGCCACGAACAACUGAAGAAAUUGAUUUCGCUAAAAAAUUCACCGACGAAAUUUGGAUUAGCGCCAUUGCCAAGGGCCCAACAACGAUCCAAGGCUAUGAGUCCCCCGAAGACGUCUCGCCUGAUUUAAACUGUAUCGACAUUGGUAAUGGUAUUCCAGCUGAAUCUGACAAUCCGGAAAAGGUCUACGUCUCUUUUCAAGGAGAUGGAACUAAUUUUGUUUGUAAACCAGAUCAGCACGAGUCGCUAAACAAAAAGUUCAUCUGUGAUCAUCCACUGCUGGACUGCCCCAGUCUUCUUCCUUCGCCAUGUGUCAUUUCGACGUACGCGGCCACAUAUGAUGUCGCAGCGGCUGAUUGUCAAAAUGCUGAUAUGGAGCUCGCCGGCCCAAGUACACUCGAUGAGUUGAUGAUUUUCGAAAGCUUUGGAGAAGAUCUUUGGGUGCGUCAAAAGGUGUAUGGAGACGGAACAUCACCAACAUUUUUUGACCCCUAUGCAACAGACCCAAUCACUGAUUUUGCUGUCUUAGAUGGUCACUGUGAUUCGUCCGUAAAUGGUCCAGCGACUGUUCCAACCACAGAUAUAAAUAAUCAACGAUGCGUUUCAAUUUCCUACGAAAAUAGUCCACCUUCAGGACAGGCCGAUAGUUGUAACUACGACAAUGACUGCUCAUCAGUAAUGAAAAAAUUCAUCUGCUCAAAACCAACAUUCACUGGUGAUUUAAAAUGUCUUCCUGGCUCAGCAUCCACUGUCGCUGAUUGUGACGCCGCGCUGGCCUCUACAAGCUCAAUUGAUCUCAUCAAAACAUCGAUUGAAGCGGGAAAAACUCUCUUUGAAGUAACCUCAAAAGAAGAUAAAGAAUUUCUUGAUGCAUAUGACGGGACUGGCAAGAAAGUACUUCUGAAUAACAGAGGGACUUCGAAAGGUGAAAUUGUAUCAUCGAACGGAAAUAUCUUGAAAACAAAGGGAAAGUUUCCACUGAAUCCUUGCGCUUCUGUGAGUAAUUCGAAGACAGAAGGUCAUGUGCUCUACGAUUUUGAUUCGAAAGUCUGUGAAAUUAUUCCCUACGGAAGCGCGGUUUCUGGAACAUUUUACUACAUGGUCAAACCGAAUGAAGGUUGCUCAGCGUUAGGUGCGAAAUGCCUUGGUGGUGCUGAAUGGAUAUUUCCGUCGCCAGAGAGCGGCAGCAUCGUAGAAGUCGAGUUGAACACUGAUCAAGAUGCAGUCAAAGUGCCGCCAGUUAAAAUACCUUGGCGAGGCGUCACCACUUACGACGGUCGGCAAUAUGCUCGUCUAAGUGGCGCAACUUUUUCACCGAUUCCAAGUGGAAUGACCUGCACUGACGAAGAUAAUGGCGUCUUUAUCUGCGAAUGGACUCCAACUCAAGAACAAUUGACAUCAGAACAUUCCUUGUGCGGUCAAUGCGAAUCGGUCUUUCCUGGUCAAUAUUCAGAGACUCAGUGCACGACGAUUCGAUUCAUCGGAGAAAUUGAUGAACCUGAUGACAUCUGCGAAUACGAACGAGUAAAUCUCUACAAAGACAUAAUUUGGACCGGAAACGGACCACACGUCGAUCCUGCUGGAACUUACACUCCUCCUGUCCUUGCCAGCGACUGGUUCAGAUACAACGCGUCUCAAGAUCUUCUGAUGAAUCCGUCAACAAACAUCGAUGUCGAGCUUCAAGUAACUGGAGAUUACGAUGUUUCUGAUGUUGAAAACAUGUUUGACGGGGACGACUCAACUUGGUUUUCUUUUGAAGAGCCUUGUGCAGAAGACUACCGACCAUACGAGCUUACGUUUCGAUUCAUCGACGGAACUGUGGAGGAUGGAAACUGGGUUGAAGAUUUCGGAAGAGUCAUUUUCGAAAAAAUUGUCAUCAAAUUCAAUUACGAGAUUGUCUAUCUUCCGAAUUUCGACUCUGAACACCCGAUGAAUCAGCAUGUCGACUUCAAGGGCUUUUCUCACAACUCAGUCAAAGCGUAUUAUAACAGUAUCGACUCGUGGACGAAUGUAUACGAAGAUGUACUGAUUUCAGAGCUUCUUCCGACAGAUGACUUCUUCACGUUUGAGUUCAGACCAAAAGACUCAGCAAUAGUGACAAAUCAAAUCAAACUGGUCUUCGGAAACACGGCGAUAAAAAUUUCGGAAAUCUCUCUUCACUGGAAAGAAUGCGCAAUGAUCCCCUUCCUCGCCGGAAAUUACAAAGUCGGAAGCGAGAUCUUACCCGGGAUCGACAAGGAAAUUUGUGCUCUCGAUGCGAAACCCACGAGUUUGUCAAAUUUUGGAUACGAGCGAGUUUUAUCCGGAGAAAUAAUUCUUCCAGGACCAUAUGAUUUCGCCACAGAUGAUCAUCCAUACAAGCAGUUUAAUUGGGCAGCGAUCAAAAAACUCAGUGGGCAAAUUCUCUCCAUUGCGGAUGCUCAAGCCGCUUGCUCGAUCGACGGAAAGCAGCUCAUCUACCCGUGGAUAGAAUCACAAAAUCAAUGGUGGUCCGAUCGAAUUAACGAAGUAAUCGACACCGGCUCAGUUUCUGGAAUCUACGCAAUCGUUGGACUCGAAACCAUUUACAAAACGACGACAAAUGGCAUCUUCUUCCCUCCAGGUCUUCUCAAGCCGUUGAAACCGGGAAAUGCAAACAACGGAUUCGUUAAUUUCUGGGGCUCAAAAUCGAACACCGCUGCUCAAGCCGCGUUCCAGGAGCUCUCGAAUGGAAAUGCCUUUUACAUCGACCCAGCUACUGGAGACUGGGCUUUGAUGGACCUUCAAAAUGAUGCUGCGUCGUAUAGUAAUUGGGAUACAGUCAUGUGCGUGUAUAUUUCUGAUGUAAUUACCACAUGUAAAAAUCUCGAUGACUGUGUCGCGACAACACCUGGAAACUCGGAGUGCAAGUGCAAAGAUGGUAGCGAUGCGGUCGAUCCCGACAACGAUGCAAGUACAUAUGAUUUGGAAGUUUGCCCUGACUACGACGCUUGCUCUGAUAUUGGCAACUGCGGAUCAAUUUGCGAAAACGAGUACAAAUAUCCCUACUUUCGCUGCGGUUGUCCUGAAGCAUAUGAUGGAGUCCGCUACCGACUUGCAUACGACGGCGUCACAUGCAUUGACAUCAAUGAGUGUACAGAAGAAACCCACAAAUGCGAUAGCACUGCUCUAUGCGUCAACAAAGCUCCAAGUUUUCUUGGAAUGCCUUCUUAUAGUUGCGUUUGUCCCGGAAACACUCCGGCAACUUACAACUCCGCUGCGGAUUCGUAUUCUUGUUUCACUUGCCCAUGCGGGGUUGCUUGUCCGAAAGCACAAUGCUUUGAUAUUGAGGAUUGUGGAAUUGAUCUUUCUUCGGUAUUACCAGCAGUUGACGCUGGCUGCAGCGGUUUCAAAUGCGAAGACGUUCCCGGCCUCAUGUGCCCCGUUGGUGGCAUCGUUGGCUGCUCGAACACAGACGAUGCGGUUGAAUGCACAGUUCUUUCGGAGUGUGUUUUCGACUGCUCAUUUCUUGGAACUGGAUGGGAUUGCAUUGAAGAAGUCUGUUUGAAGAGCUCGGACUGCUCUUUUGCUUGCCCGCCCGAAGUCUACCUCGUGCAACUGAAAAGAACUGCCGAUGAACAAUUUCUUCACGAUGAAAGAACAUGUGAAAAUAUCUGA
Messenger RNA from Oikopleura dioica, 6300 nucleotides. The record is from the annotation of a GenBank genome assembly. NCBI's taxonomy places the organism in Eukaryota, Metazoa, Chordata, Appendicularia, Copelata, Oikopleuridae.